This is a messenger RNA of Arvicola amphibius (Eurasian water vole), 1632 nucleotides long. It is a transcript of the gene Zp4, whose product is annotated as zona pellucida glycoprotein 4. Gene Ontology annotation, cellular component: egg coat. Gene Ontology annotation, biological process: binding of sperm to zona pellucida; prevention of polyspermy. Bases 1 to 1632 code for a protein of 543 amino acids. NCBI's taxonomy places the organism in Eukaryota, Metazoa, Chordata, Mammalia, Rodentia, Cricetidae. The transcript has 12 exons. Gene Ontology annotation, molecular function: acrosin binding; structural constituent of egg coat. The record is from RefSeq and is a predicted model, not a curated record.
AUGGCCAAGCAGGCUCUAAGUUGCGCUCCGUGGCUUCUGCCAGGCAUCUUACUGUGCUUCCCAUUCUGUCCUCCUUUGAGUGGGCAGCAUAUGACUGAGUUGCCAGGUGUGCUCCACUGUGGGCUGCAGAGCUUCCAGUUUACUGUGAACCUCACCCUGGAGGCAGAGAGUCCUGUGUUAACAGCUUGGGACAGCCACGGGCUGCUGCACAGGCUGAAGAAUGAUUCUGACUGUGGUACAUGGGUGACAGACAGUCCGGAUGGCUCUCUGGUGUUGGAAGCUACCUACAAUGGCUGCUAUGCCACUCUGAGGGGCUCCCACUAUAUCAUGGAAGUUGGAAUGCAAGAGGUCGACAUAGCUGGACAGAUGGCAGGGACAAGGAAGAGACUGCUUCAGUGCCCUUUGGAUCUUCGAGCCCCAGAGACUCUGAGUUCUGAAGUGUGCAGUCCUGUACCAGUAAAGGAAAGGCUGCCUUGUGCUCCCUUGCCCAUCUCUCGAGGAGACUGUGACCAGCUGGGCUGCUGCUACAGCUCUGAAGAGGGAGAGGUGGGCUCCUGUUACUAUGGAAACACAGUGACCUCCCAGUGCACCAGAGAUGGCCGCUUCUCCAUUGCUGUGUCCAGGAAUGUGACCUCACCACCCCUACGCUUGGAUUCACUACACUUGGCCUUCAGGAGUGACAGUGGAUGUGAUCCGGUGAUGGCAACAUCCACCUUUGUCCUGUUCCAAUUUCCAUUUACUUCCUGUGGGACCACAAGGCGGGUCAGUGGAGACCAGGUCAUGUAUGAAAAUGAGCUAGUGGCCACUCAGGAUGUGAGAGCCUGGGGCAGUGGCUCUAUUACCCGAGACAGCAUCUUCAGGCUCCGAGUCAGCUGCAGCUACUCUGUUCUCAGCAACACAUCCCCAAUUAACAUGCAAGUGCUGACUCUCCCACCACCCCUUCCUAAGAGCCAGCCUGGGCCCCUCUCUCUGGAACUUCAGAUUGCCAAGGAUAAAACCUAUAGCUCUUAUCAUGGUGCUGAUGACUACCCGCUGGUGAAAUUUCUCCAGGAUCCUAUUUAUGUUGAGGUCUCCAUCCUUCACAGAACAGACCCCUCUUUGGGGUUACAGCUAGAGCAGUGCUGGGCUACACCUGGCCCUAAACCUUCUCAUCAACCACAAUGGCCCAUACUGGUGAAGGGAUGCCCAUACGCUGGGGACAACUAUCAGGCCGAAAGGAUCACUGUUCAGAAGGCAUCAACCCCCUUCCCUUACCAUCACCAACGCUUCAGCAUCUCCACCUUCAGCUUCACGAACGCUGUAAGGGAGGAACAUACUCUUGGUGGCCAGGUAUACCUGCACUGCAGUGCAUUGGUCUGCCAGCCUGCUGGGACGUCAUCCUGCAGGGUAAUCUGUCCUGCUUCCAGAAGAAGAAGAAAAUCUGAACUUCAUUUUGAAAACAGCACUGCCAGCAUAUCUAGCAAAGGCCCCGUGAUCCUCCUCCAAGCCACCAUGGACCCUGCAGACGUGCUCCACAGAUACUCAAGUAGCCCCGCGGAUUCCCCUGCUCUGUGGAUGGUAGGACUUUCUGUAGUCACGAUCAUCAUUGGAGUCUUAUUAGUCUUCUACUUGGCCAUCAGAAAACUGAGAUGA